Bactrocera oleae (olive fruit fly) is the source of this 5657-nucleotide messenger RNA. The record is from RefSeq and is a predicted model, not a curated record. NCBI's taxonomy places the organism in Eukaryota, Metazoa, Arthropoda, Insecta, Diptera, Tephritidae.
UAAUUGAUAUAUCUUAAUAUGAAUAAGGGUAUUCUUUACGAACAUAUAGCAUAAAGACAACAAUGAGGUGAAGUGAAGAUCAUUAUCAUAAAAACUCCUUUGUUUGGGAAACUUAUAAUUAAUAAAAGACUUCGAUCUUCCAUUAUUGACUUCGAAAUGCUAAUUUUAUUUUUAAAUAAGAAACAAAAAUAUAAAAGAAGACACUUGUUUAAUAAAUAUACUAUAAUUAGAUGUAUCUUUUCCCAAUUGAUUCUAUACAUCUAUAACUUUAAUUGGAUGUAGUGUGCUGCUAACUCUUUAGAAUAUGAAAUGUAUUCUGUUAAUUCAAACUUUCAAUACAAUUUGUGAGUUAAAUUUUUUAUAUAUUAUUUAUUUCGAUUUAAUUUUUUAUUAAAAUUAUAAUAAGUUUAUACAAAAGAGUUACAUUUUUAUAAGAGUGAGUCUAAUGUUAAAUUAUGUGUUACUAAUAUUAUGCGCUUAGAACCGUUACCACGAAGCGUAAAGAACUUUUUCGAUAUACCAGUAUUUUGAGAUAAAAAUUUUAACAGUUAAAUCAAUAAAUUUUUUUGUAAUCAUUAUGUUUUUUACUGCAGAAGUAUGACAAUAGUUCGUCACUUCUUGCUUACAUAAGUAUGUAUAAAAUAUUUCCUUCCUAAAAAUAGUUUUUAAAAAACAUCUGUAUACAAAAACAGGAUUCGUAUAUAAAUUCAUUUACACACAUACAUACAAACAUAUAUCAUGAAAUGCAAUUUUAAAUGCACUUUCUUUCGAUAUCCAUUUGGCACACCAAGACAUAAGUCCUGAGUGAAACUUUUAUAUAGUUAAUGUAUUUAUGCAUAAAACAAAAAUAAAAAAUCAACUUUUAUCAGUAUCUAAAUUUUCUAUAACAGACUAAUCGUAAAUAAUUUGGCAAUAUUUUUGACAAGAAUAAAAAAUAAACAGUUUCAACAUUUUUUAUGAAGUAUACUCAAUGUGUUGGCGAUCGAUAUCCUUAAAUUGCAAAACUACAUUUACCAACUCGGUAGUUAAAUUAAAUUCAAAAUGCAUUUCAAAAUUACACACAAAUAUCAAUUUACUUAGAAAUGCCUUCUGUUUAAAGAUCAUCAUCGCCAAUACCUUCGAAUGCCUCAUUGUGGACAGAUUCUUCAGCACCGUUACGAAAGAAAACUGCAGAAUACGAACUCGAACUGGAUAUUUUUGGGUUGAAUUUCGUGCGAGUGCGUUGAGUGAAAAAUUUAACAGGUGCAGUUGGCGAUGAUGAAGAAGAUGAGCUUGACGUUGUAGUCGCUGUUGUUGCAGUCGAUGAUGACAUUAAUUCUGUGGACAAAGAUGGUGUAGAGGCGGACGACGUUAAUGUCGAUGGUAUAUGUGAUACUCUCCCGUUUCGUGAAACGUACGAUAGCAAUUGGGAUUGCGAAAUCUCUCUAACUCGUGUAUUCAAACCAUCAACAGUAUCUUUACAAUUCAGCAAUUCGUCAACCAUUGAUUGUAGACAAACUGACAUGAGCAUAGCUUGUGAACUGGUUAUGGUAAUCCAUCGUAAAGUCUGUUUAGACAUCAAGUAUUCAAAGGCAAGCUGUAAAUUUGUGGGCGAUUUUCCGUAAUUACUUGCAUUUUCAUCGGUACUGUUUGAAAUUGAUGAAUCUAAGUUGCAUGUGUUAUGCAUAGCUGUUACCCGCCAGCAACGCAUUCGUGUUACACGAAAUUUAGUCUCAUAAAUUUUUCCAGCUUUUGCAGUACGCAUACUUAACUCUUUAUUUCCAAUGGAAAUAAGUGCUGUGGUUUUUGGUUCCGGAUAGUCGAUAAGUGACGCACUGAAUUGCAAACACCCGUAAAGUGGUAAUUGUCUCGCCAUCUCUAUGUAUUCGGCUUGCAUCCCGUGCUCUUGCAAACUAGUUAGCUUUUGUAAAAUUUCGGGAGGCGUAAUUAUCCAUUCAUUAUCUAUGUCAGAUACAAUUUGUGCAAAAAGCAGUUUUAGAGCAACCUGGUCUUGCAACAGCCCCAAAUCAUACAUGGGAUUCCAAUAGCUUUUGCGAAUCAUUACUUGACACGACAAAGUUUUCUCUUGCGCCCAUAAACGUGAUAAAUACGGUGAUUCGAAAUCCAUUAAACGUCUUAAAAGCACCAAUUUGUUUUGUGUAAUAUCACUGUUUUGCCGACGCACCAAAAAUAGACAAAAAUGUUGCAUAAAUUGUGUGGGCAGUUGUACGCAUUCACAUACUUUACGCAAUACUGUGCUGGCAUUAUCACCAAUGUGACAAUUGACCUGCAGUGUGAGGUCAUUUGAUAGCCACACCUCCAAAACAGCUGACACACGCUUAAGAUCGCUACCACUGUAAUCCAGCCCUAAAAUACCAUCAGCUAAAGAAGUUUCCUGUUGUGCAUUCAGCAGAUAACUUUGAAAAUGAUCAAUUUUUGAAAUAACCGCAUCUUGACCACAUAAUUGCAAGUAAUGUUCUAAAGAAGCUCUUCUCGAUUCUAGUUGCCCAUUAGUUAAUGGUAGCAGGCGCUUUGGAGGGAAUGUCGUUGGCAACUGGAUAUUGAGAUCUGCACACCUACGACGAAGCUGUUCGUGCAGUGCAUGCAAUUGUUUAUAUCGCAAACAACAAUGGUAGCUGCCAUUAAUAUAUAUAUUGUAGCCUGUGUAGGUGGUACCAGUUAGCUCCGAAUAUAAUUCUUGCGUAUCCGGAAUGGAGAAGUGCAUGUCUUAGCCCAAGUUUCUGUUACUUCAAGUUUUAUUCUAUGCUCAAUAGAUACACGGCCACAGUAAUAUUUCUUAUCACUCUUUGUAUUUACAUAAAUAUUAUUAAGCGCUAUGUAUGAAAUUUAUAUUUUAUUAAAGUUUAAUAUUAGUCACAGUCAUUCACUUUUCUUUUCAAUUAAUUAAUAUUUGGGCUUUUGUUGUUUUCCUGACUUUUUAUUUCGUUCUUUCGUUGCGACUAACCAGAGUUGUCAAAUAAGCUUUGUUGCAAUAAAUAUUGAAAAUACGUAAAAUUUUGUAAAAGGUCCAUAUUAUAUAAAAUGUUAUAUUCUUAAACCGAUCUAUAACUAAUUUAUAUAGCAAUCAAAUAGAAAACAAUAAGAAAAUGUGAAAAAGUUCAAUAUAUAUUAACUUGUUGUGGUGUAACAUUUUCUGAUUAGCAGCACUGCUAUAAUUUUUUAUUAAAAAAUACUACCCUGAUAUUGAGAACAAGAAAUAAACCAUAACCAAAAAUAGUUAAAAUGUAAACAAACGCAAAUUGAAUUAGAACAUAGCUCCAAUUAUCAUGAACACAUUAAAUAUUGAGUUAUUACCUCAACAAAGGCAACAUGCAAAUAUAUUAAGCAUUUUUGAAGACGAAAAGUCAACUUCUCAUGGAUUUGUUCGUGUCAGUGCUCCAAUGGUGCGAUACAGCAAGUUGGAGUUUAGGCGGUUAAUUCGUCAGUACGGGGUAAAACUUGCCUUUACCCCAAUGGUUAUUGCAGAUUCUUUCAUACAUAGCCAAAAGGCUCGCGUUAAUGAAUUCACAACAUGUUUAGAUGAUAUUCCCGUUAUAUCACAAUUUGCUGCACGCGAUGCCUAUGAGUUUUCUGUAGCUUCCCAACUAAUAUAUCCAUAUGUUGAUGGAGUUGAUUUGAAUUGUGGCUGCCCACAGUCAUGGGCUAUAUCUAAAGGAUAUGGUUGCGGGCUUCUACGACACCCAGAGUUGGUUCGUGAUAUCAUACAAACUACUAGACGUCUUUUACCGCAAAGUUUUAGUAUAUCGGUAAAACUACGUUUACUCAAUGGAGUUCCAGAGGAAUCUGUUAGAUCUACAGUUGAAUUGGCGCGACAGCUAGAAAAAUGUGGGGCUACAUUUUUGACAAUUCAUGGUCGAACAAUGUGGCAAAAAACAUCAGAUCCGCUUAACAUAGCUGCUAUGGCUGAAGUAAAAAAAUCAGUACAUGUUCCUCUUGUCGUCAAUGGGAAUAUACGUAGCUGGCAAGAUGCACAAGAAUUGCAAGGCCAAACGAAAGCUGAUGGUGUUAUGGCAGCGCGCGGAUUACUUUCAAAUCCAGCACUAUUUGAUAAUAACAUUGAGGAAAAAGAAACACCAGUUGAAUGUGUGCAAAAUUGGUUAGAUAUCGCAACUCGGGCUGGUGAUAACAUACAUUUCCAAUGUUUUCACCACCAUCUAACAUUUAUGUGGAGUAGCCACAUGAAACGUAAAUUGCGUUUGGAAUUCAACAACUUUACAAAUAAGCAACAAGUGUUCGACUUUUUUGAAGAGCGUUACGGUUUAAAGCCGCAAGAAACAACACAUAGCAAUCCCUUUGACUAUACCGAGUGUGUUUAUCCGCCAGUGACACAUAGUUCUAAACCUCAUAAAAAUAAUGUCGAAGAAUCAUUGGAGGGGCAGACAUGGAAUGAAAACUCAAAUGGAAAAUAUUUUAAUGAAUUUAAGGAGGAGUUAUCGGAGACGGAAACACGAUUUGAUAACCAACAUGAGGAUGUUGCUUUAGAAGGAAGCUUUUUCACGGAUUUAGACUGAUUACCAUUUAAUGGAUAAAUAUUCAGACGGAAAUUGACUGUGUUUAUUAUUAAAUGAAAAAGCAAUUCAUAAAACAAAUUUUAAUUUAAUAAAAAUAUACACUAUUUUUUAUAUGCAGAUAAUUUUAACAAUUUUUUUUCUGAACAUGGUAUGUUAAGUUUGCCACGAAGUUUUUAAUACCCAGAAAGAAACGUCUGAGUCCCUAUAAAAUAUAUGUACGGUAUAUAUAGAUGAUCAACAUGACGAGUUGAGUUGAUUUGAACUUGUCCGUCUUUUUGUAUAUACAUAUAUGAACUGAUCUCAAAUUUUGUGCACAUCCUUUUCUCUCCAAGAAACUAAUUAUCGAAACCGCCGACAUCGGAUCACUAAAACAUAUAGGUUCCAUACAAACCUACCGAACCAAGCAAAUUCUUGUAUGGGCAACUUUUAUAUUUGACGAGUUGUCUUCAUGCCAUUUUGGUAUAAAUUAUUAUUCAAGGCAACUUAAUAAUCGCUGAAGAUAUUGUUUUGAUCGAACCACUGUAGCAUAUAGCUGCUAUAAAAACUAACCGAUCAAAAUCAAGCUCUUGUAUAGAAACUUGUAUUUGUGAAGGGUAUUAUAGCUUCGUUGCAGCCGAAGUUAACGAUUUUUCAUUUUUGUAUUGAAAAUGCAGUAUUCGACCUUCGAAUAAAAAUACUCGUUUUGUGAUUGUUUAUUAUUUUAGUGAUGUAAUAAUUAAUUUUUCCACUUCUUUUUUACAAAAUUACAGUUUAAAAAAUGUUUUCGCAGGAAUUUUGAAUCGAAAAAUAGGAAUAUAUAGAACUAUAACGCAGUAAUAGUAGGUACAGAUAAUACUAUUUGGAUGCAACCCUGUAGUUAUUGAUUGCAUACUUUUCGAAACGAAAAUAGGAAAACUAUUUAUGGAAGAAUUCCGAAACGAACUAAAAAAAGUAAAUUCUCUAUAAAAUUUUUAGUUAAAGGCUGCAUUAUAGCAUUAUAAAUCCUUAAUCUGCAGCAAAGAAUUGUCGAUGAACAAACUUCUUGAAGUUGUAUUUGUAUCUCUUUUAGACUGAUUGCAUUGCUUUUGUUAGCCAGAAGUAAUCAAGUGUGUUGAUAAAUACUAACAAAAAGGAAUGUAGAUAAAAAAUUGGGCACAAGAGAAAAAA